AUCCUUGCAGAUUUAAAGCUGAAUUAAUCACAGGAUGAGGAAGUGGCUUCUCAGAAACAUUUUCCUCUUUCACAUUUGAACUUUCUCUCUCACACACAGCCUACGCAUGAAAGGGACUGGGAGGAAGGAUACGAUAACAUGAUGCAAACAGAAAUUCCGCUGACCUUCAUAUAUCAUCAUGUGUCAUAACCCUGCUAAGCUCAGUGAGUGUUCACAUCAAACUGCCUCAACAGCUUCCAGGUGACCCAGCUCAAGACUUUGCUCUCCACCAGAUAGAUGAUGACUGACUGUGAGUUUGGAUAUAUCCACAGACUGGCUCAGGACUAUCUGCAAUUUGUCCUGCAGAUACCACAACCUGCAUCGAGUCCAAGCAAAACAUCCAGAGUGCUACAGAACCUUGCCUCCUCAGUCCAAAAAGAAGUUGAAGAAAAUCUGAAACCAUGCUUGGACAAUUUUAAUAUUGUAUCUGUAGACACUGCCAGAACAAUAUUUAAUCAAGUGAUGGAAAAGGAAUUUGAAGAUGGCAUCAUCAACUGGGGAAGGAUUGUGACCAUAUUUGCAUUCGGAGGUAUUCUCAUCAAGAAACUUCUACGAGAGCAAAUUGCCCCGGAUAUGGAUACUUACAAGGAGAUCUCUUAUUUUGUUGCUGAGUUCAUAAUAAAUAACACAGGAGAAUGGAUAAGGCAAAAUGGAGGCUGGGAAAAUGGCUUUGUAAAGAAGUUUGAGCCCAAAUCCGGCUGGCUGAAUUUUCUGGAAGUUACAGGAAAGAUCUGUGAAAUGCUGUCUCUCCUGAAGCAAUAUUACUGACACAAAAAGACAUUCUGUAUUGUGAAACCUGCCUACUUCUACUUUUAAAGAAAACAACUUUGAUGAUGUAACUUGACUUU
Molecule: messenger RNA, 887 nt
Organism: Carlito syrichta (Philippine tarsier)
Lineage: Eukaryota; Metazoa; Chordata; Mammalia; Primates; Tarsiidae
Gene: BCL2A1
Product: BCL2 related protein A1
Exons: 2
Coding region: 277-807 (176 amino acids)
Biological process (GO): negative regulation of apoptotic process; release of cytochrome c from mitochondria; mitochondrial fusion
Cellular component (GO): mitochondrial outer membrane
Molecular function (GO): channel activity; protein homodimerization activity; protein heterodimerization activity
Source: RefSeq, a predicted model, not a curated record